This is a messenger RNA of Electrophorus electricus (electric eel), 750 nucleotides long. It is a transcript of the gene rpl21, whose product is annotated as ribosomal protein L21. Gene Ontology annotation, biological process: translation. The record is from RefSeq and is a predicted model, not a curated record. Gene Ontology annotation, molecular function: structural constituent of ribosome. Gene Ontology annotation, cellular component: ribosome. Lineage: Eukaryota; Metazoa; Chordata; Actinopteri; Gymnotiformes; Gymnotidae.
UAUGAAGCCACAAUGUUAAUAAAGUUUGAAUAUUAAACAUUAAGUAUAUUAAUUUGUCGGGGAUCGCGUUUUAACGUCUCGUUUAAGUGUCUUUCAAUGCACCAAAUUGCUUGGGCCGUGUGAUGUUGGCGUGGCUGCCCAUGUGGGUUACGCGAUGUAAUAAGCAAGAUCUUGGCAUUGGUCUCAAAAAUGUAUCUAAGAUUCGGGUCAAGCUCUUGAGAUUAAUUAGGCACCAUGACGAAUACAAAAGGCAAGAGGAGGGGAACCAGGUAUAUGUUUGCCAGGCCCUUCCGUAAGCAUGGCCCAGUUCCGCUGUCUACUUACAUGCGCAUCUACAAGAAAGGAGACAUUGUUGAUAUAAAGGGCACAGGAACUGUUCAGAAGGGCAUGCCCCAUAAGUGCUACCAUGGCAAAACGGGUCGUGUUUACAAUGUCACACAGCAUGCUGUAGGCAUCAUCGUCAACAAGCAGGUCAAGGGCAAGAUCCUUGCCAAGAGGAUUAAUGUGCGCAUCGAGCACAUCAAGCACUCGAAGAGCAGAGACAGCUUCCUGCAGCGCGUCAAGGAAAAUGAGAAGAGAAAGAUGGAGGCCAAACAGCAGAACACCUGGGUGGAGCUGAAGCGGCAGCCGGCAGCACCUCGCCUAGCUCACUUUGUCAGCACCAAGAACAACGUGCCCCAGCUGUUGGAGCCCAUCCCCUACGAGUUUAUGGCAUAAGUCUGCCGACCCAUUAAAGUUCUUUCCACACGA